AUGACUGUGUUGGAUGAGUUGAUGGGGUGUAUGCUGGGACAGCAUGAUAAGUUCAGAAAUAGGGAAUGGGCAAUCUACUACUUGAGCAAGAAGUUCACCGCUCGUGAGAUGAACUACUCCCUGCUUGAAAGGACAUGUUGUGCCUUGGUGGAGGAUGAAGAUAGGGAUAAGUGGAUCGUAUGGUUUGAUGGCACGUCCAACGCCCUAGGCCAUGGAGUUGGGGCAGUUUUGGUCACUCUCGACAAUCAAUGCAUACCCUUCACGACAAGUUUGGGCUUUGACUGUACAAAUAACAUGGCUGAAUACGAGGCAUGCGCCCUUGGGAUCCAAGCAGCAAUUGACUUCAAGGUCAAAUUGCUCAAGGUAUAUGGAGACUCAGCCUUGGUGAUCCAUCAAUUGAGAGGAGAAUGGGAGACCAGGGAUCACAAGUUGAUACCCUAUCUGGCCUACAUCAAGAAAUUGACAGAGUUCUUCGAUGAUAUCUCUUUUCAUCACAAUCCUAGAGAGGAGAAUCAAAUGGCCGAUGCGCUCGCCACUUUAGCCUUCAUGUUUCAAUUGACUCUGCACGGAGACUUACAAUAG
This is a messenger RNA of Glycine soja, 582 nucleotides long. RefSeq lists its product as uncharacterized. NCBI's taxonomy places the organism in Eukaryota, Viridiplantae, Streptophyta, Magnoliopsida, Fabales, Fabaceae. The coding region runs from base 1 to 582 and encodes 193 amino acids. Gene Ontology annotation, molecular function: nucleic acid binding; RNA-DNA hybrid ribonuclease activity. The transcript has 2 exons. The record is from RefSeq and is a predicted model, not a curated record.